Messenger RNA from Triticum aestivum (bread wheat), 610 nucleotides. RefSeq lists its product as uncharacterized. The record is from RefSeq and is a predicted model, not a curated record. Lineage: Eukaryota; Viridiplantae; Streptophyta; Magnoliopsida; Poales; Poaceae. The coding region runs from base 53 to 427 and encodes 124 amino acids. The transcript has a single exon.
CUCACUCGACACUAGCGAACCAUCACCGAAAAAGACACGAUCGAGCGCGCUCAUGGGUGCGAGGCAGCGCGGCGAGAGAGGUGGUAUGCCGACGACCAGGAGGCCGAGGCUGGCGGCGGUGGCGGACGCGGCGUCGUGGUGCCUCGUGCUGUCGGCGCUGGCGGCCCUGCUGAUGGUGUGCUCGCUCGGGGAGGCGGAGGCGGUGACUGUGCGUGGCGCGUCCCUGUCGGCACGGUGGCGGCCGUGCGAGGAGAUCUACGUGGUGGCGGAGGGGGAGACGCUGCACGGCAUCAGCGACCGCUGCGGCGACCCCUACAUCCUGGAGCACAACCCGCACGUCCACGACCCCGACGACGUCUUCCCCGGCCUCGUCCUCAGGAUCACGCCCUUCAGCCCCAGGUCGUCCGUCCCCGCUAGCCCCCCGUAGGUAGAUCAAGAAAGAAGAAGAGUUCGAUUCUUCUGAAGAAUCAUUCCAGUUCGCUCUGAAGAACUCUGAUUUACGAGUAACCUCGCUAGUCUUAGUGGUAGAGGACAGAGUGUCAGAGCUCACUCAUGGAUAUAUGCCUUGUUUCCUUGUAAUUAUUCUCUCUUAUACUUUGUGCGUGGAAAA